Messenger RNA from Megalops cyprinoides (Indo-Pacific tarpon), 2760 nucleotides. It is a transcript of the gene b3galnt2, whose product is annotated as beta-1,3-N-acetylgalactosaminyltransferase 2. Gene Ontology annotation, molecular function: hexosyltransferase activity. The record is from RefSeq and is a predicted model, not a curated record. Lineage: Eukaryota; Metazoa; Chordata; Actinopteri; Elopiformes; Megalopidae. The transcript has 12 exons. The coding region runs from base 129 to 1610 and encodes 493 amino acids. Gene Ontology annotation, cellular component: membrane.
ACAUGGGGCAUUCGGAGUCGGAAUGUAUCGCGUUCAGAAACUGAGUAAUGCUAUUCAAAGCAAAUCAGCCGAGAUCGUUAGCGCACACAGCCCGUUAAACGCUUGGAUCAACACCAAGGAGUCUGUCCAUGCGAAGUUUAGUAUUGCUGCUGUGUCCGUGUGUUGUCGCGGUUGUGGUGCAUCUGUGGCUAGUGGCAAACAGAACCGCCUUCUUGUUGGAUCUCAAGGAUUCAGAUCGGCAGCCGUAUUCUCGAGAAGUUCUGGUGGGAGUGCUGUCCGCGCGGCAGCACUAUGCUCUCAGGGACGCGAUAAGGGAGACGUGGCUGGGAUACAUCAGGGAGCACCCGCAGUUCCGACAUCGGGUGGCAGUCAAGUUUAUAAUUGGCAGGCAUGGCUGUCCAAUACCUGAAGAGGACAGGGAGGAUCCCUAUUCAUGUACCCUGCUGAACCUCACUGAUCCAGUGAAUGGGCAGGAGGUCGAGGUGCUCUCCGUGCCCGAUGCCUCGGUCCUGGUCCCCUCUGAAGUGUCCGUCGUCAGCCUGGACUUCAAGGUCCUGCACCCCGUCGUGAUAACGCGCCUGGGGGUGUUCCCCGAUGGCCCCAACCUGGAGUUCCGGGGGAAUGUGACUGUCAAGCUCUUCCAGGUGGACCAAGAGGAGGCCGUGGUGACUGCGCGGUUUAGCCCCAUCAGCGCCGGGGCCAACGUGAACGGGGUGUGGUACAAACCCGUGGAGCAGUUCAUCCUGCCGAGGGGAUUUGAGGGAACGCUGGUGUGGGAGAGUCUUGACUCCACAGAUCUGAUGACAGCAAAUGUCUCCAGGGUCCAGCUGAACAAUGGAGGAGGGGUGCUGAAAUUAUCCUCAGUUGAAGAGGGGACGUUGCCUCACAGAAGUGCUCUGGGUUUUCCUGGACUGGCGGGAGGAUUUACUUUCUCGAUUUAUGAUGUGGAGGCCCUGUUGGAGAUGCUGCGGGGGCGACAGGCGCGGCUGGAUGACCAUGCGUCCCGGCUGAGGCAGGAGGAUGAGGUGCUGGAGCAGGAGAGCCGUCGGCACGGUGACAUGGUGUUCGUGGACGUGGUGGACACCUACAGAAACGUGCCUUCCAAACUGCUGCAGUUCUACAAGUGGUCAAUAGGAAAUGCUGACUUCAGUCUGCUCUUGAAGACGGAUGAUGAUUGUUAUAUCGACGUGGACGCAGUAUUAAUGAAGAUAGACCACAAGGGGCUGAGGAGGAGCAAUUUCUGGUGGGGAAAUUUCAGGCAGAGCUGGGCGGUGGACCGUGUUGGGAAGUGGCAGGAGCUGGAGUACGCCAGCCCGGCUUAUCCAGCCUUCGCCUGUGGCUCCGGCUAUGUCGUCUCUCGGGACCUUGUGGAGUGGCUGGCCAGCAAUGCGGAGAAGCUGAAGGCUUACCAGGGUGAGGAUGUGAGUAUGGGUAUAUGGAUGGCUGCUGUCGGUCCACGAAAAUAUCAGGACUCGGGUUGGCUGUGUGAAAAGGAGUGCUUCGUGGACAUGCUAUCCUCGCCACAGCACUCGGCGGAGGAGCUGCGCUCUCUGUGGGACAGGAGGAGGGUCUGUGGGGACCCGUGCGGCUGCCCUUGGGGUCACCCCUGAGGUCACCCCUCCUCCCCCCCUUUAAACCGGAGGGCCAGGGAUACUCGCAGUCAGACGUCAUCCUGAACAUGGGACGUCCACUGGAAACAUCGACUCUGCAAGUUUGGGCUCAAGGGGGAGGGCUCCGAGUGGCGAUGAGAGAGAUACGGUCAUGCUGUCCCUCUGCAUCUGGGCUAAAUGCCGAAUGAAGGUUGUCAGGCCCUCACCGGGAUGCGUUGUACGCUGCAGUUUUUUACUGCCGUGACUCAGGAUAGUUCUCGCAAGCUCAUUCAAAGGGUGCAGGACUUGGUUAUUCCAGGUCUCCACUGAUUAUUUUUUUAUGAAUGAACAGAUGCCAAUGCAGAAUUAGAAGCAAGCAAUCACGAAAAAAAAAAAAAACUUACGCGUGUUUCAACAGUGACAGUUAAAAUGUUGUGUAGACUUAAGUCUUUGUUUUUUUCUGUCAUGCCUUAUUCUUGACAUUUUUAGAUUAUCUGCAAGUUGUCAUACCCGACACAGGGUUUUUGUUCAGUAUAAAAUGACACACCAACACUCCAUCCUCAUCUGUACAACGUAAUUAUUGUGCUAAAUAGUUACGUGGCCUUGAAUGUUGUCAGACACGCUCAGUAAGCCCCCAGGCGUACUAAGUCUGAUUUCUGCAGCUAUGUAGAGCGGAUCAUUCUAGAAAAUGGCACCUGUGCGUCCCUUUUCCCACGUGCCGCAGCUAAACUGCGAGAUGCUAUGUCACUCUGAAAUUUGCUGAAAGGAGGGCAACGCAGAUUAUGAGAGUUCUCAUCUGAUAUGACUCAUCCCGCUGCUCUGCAAGACACAGUCUAAAAGGCCUUGUCCAGGGUGACAGGAAAUAAAGAGAAUGAUUUUAAGUUCACUGAAGCAAGAGCUCCCUUUUUUUAAACGGACAAAAAGUCCUAAUGGUGUGCGUUGUGGAGAAAAUGGUCGAAGUUAAUUGCUAAUUGUGAGCAGUAAUUAAAGUACUUGUGAUUUAUUUCAACACUUCAGUGAUGCGGAUUAUAUACGUUGUAACUGCCCUGCCGGGAGAAAAAUGUUCUUUAAUGAUGUGCAAUACAGUUUGUAAUGCUUUCAGUGUAGCCCUGCUUUUUCAGUGUGUUUUUUUCCCACCACCUGGGAACACAGUCAGCAAAUACUAAGUAAA